Molecule: messenger RNA, 493 nt
Organism: Cherax quadricarinatus
Lineage: Eukaryota; Metazoa; Arthropoda; Malacostraca; Decapoda; Parastacidae
Source: RefSeq, a predicted model, not a curated record
GCACUGACGUAUCUGAACAAUAUAGAAAAUUGACAUAUGAUGUUUUAAGUUCUGUUCAUAAGAUGGAAGAAAGUCUUAAGAGACUGAAGCGUGCAAGGGACAGGGGAGCUCAAGGUGGUGCUGAAGUUAGUGGUGGUCUUUCUGAUGAUGACAAGAUUCGCAUUCAGAUCUGUCUAGAUGUGGAAUACUUUGGAAGUCAGAUGAAGACCCUCUCAGUUGACAUGAAUGCAAUUGAAUCAUUCAUUGGUCUUCUUACAAUGGCUCAGAAUGCUCGGGAUGGAAAAUUUAUACCAUAAAAUGUAUGUUUACUGUAAUGUGAAGAGUUUGGCUGUCUUCAAGAUGAAUGGGUUGUAAACCAAAUUUUUUGUGUAUUGAAUAACUAGGUGUUUAAUUAUACUCGCUAAUUAUUAUUAUUAUAAUCAAAAAGAUAUACUUGCUAAUAAAAUAAUUUAUAUUGGAAAAUUAUGCAAAAGUAAAUUAGUACAGUAUAAUA